Molecule: messenger RNA, 1160 nt
Organism: Raphanus sativus (radish)
Lineage: Eukaryota; Viridiplantae; Streptophyta; Magnoliopsida; Brassicales; Brassicaceae
Product: prohibitin-3, mitochondrial
Exons: 3
Coding region: 72-905 (277 amino acids)
Biological process (GO): mitochondrion organization
Cellular component (GO): mitochondrion; membrane
Source: RefSeq, a predicted model, not a curated record
CUCUUCUCCUCCACCUCCUCUCGUCGUCGUCUCAAUUUCUUCCUCACUUCGUUCUUCACGUCUCGAGAAAAAUGGGAAGCCAACAAGCAGCGGUUUCGUUCCUCUCCAACCUAGCGAAGGCGGCUUUCGGCCUUGGAACGGCGGCGACGGUGCUGAACACGUCGCUGUACACCGUUGACGGCGGAGAGAGAGCUGUGAUCUUCGAUCGAUUCAGAGGAGUCAUGGAUCAAACCGUCGGCGAAGGGACUCACUUCCUGAUCCCGAUUCUACAGAAGCCCCACAUCUUCGACAUCCGCACGAAGCCUCACACGUUCUCUUCCAUCUCCGGUACGAAGGAUCUUCAGAUGGUCAAUCUCACCCUCCGUGUUCUCUCUCGCCCUGAGGUUGUGCGUCUGCCAUACAUAUUCCAAACAUUGGGUCUAGAGUACGACGAGAAGGUUCUUCCUUCGAUUGGAAACGAGGUUUUGAAAGCCGUGGUUGCACAGUUCAACGCUGACCAGCUCCUCACGGAGCGUCCUCACGUCUCGGCGCUUGUUCGCGAAUCGUUAAUCAAACGUGCCAAAGACUUCAACAUUGUGCUCGACGAUGUUGCAAUCACGCACUUGUCGUACGGUUACGAGUUCUCGAAGGCUGUUGAGCAGAAACAGGUGGCGCAGCAGGAGGCGGAGAGGUCUAAGUUUGUGGUGAUGAAGGCUGAUCAGGAGAGGAGGGCUGCGGUUAUAAGAGCUGAAGGUGAGAGCGAAGCUGCGCAGCUGAUCUCUGACGCUACGGCUAAAGCUGGUAUGGGACUUAUCGAGCUUAGGAGGAUUGAGGCUUCGAGGGAGGUUGCAGCUACGCUUGCUAGAUCUCCUAAUGUGGCUUACUUGCCCGGUGGCCAGAGCAUGCUCUUUUCCCUGAACCGUUGAUCAGAACUAAAUGAGGUUAUGGGGAAACUGUGAAGAAAUGGUGAAAUGCUCUUUGGUUUUCUGAUAAACUGUGAAGAAAAAAGAAGAAACUAGUUGCUGGGCCAAAAUGCUCUUUGAAUUCUAUAACACUUGCGUUGUUUGAGAUCUAUCUUAUUUCAAUAAAUAAACACAAGACUGUCUAAAUUCACAAAUACUAAGUUGAUGUAAGAGUUAGUUUUGAGGAUACGUAGUGGAGUGAAGCCACAUGUUUGAUCA